CCUCCUUCAGUGUGUCGUGAAUCGAUCAGCUCACGAGAUCUGGGAUUAAACACUGCUGAAUCCUUUAGAUCUUCCGAUUUUUCUGUAAUUCAAGCAGAAAAUGAAGGUAAUUGAGAAGAUUCUGGAGUCUACGGCGGCUGGAGAUGCCGGAAAAGUUGUUUUCUCCUUCGAAUUCUUCCCUCCGAAGACGGAGGACGGUGUCGAAAAUCUGUUCGAAAGGAUGGAGCGAAUGGUGGCGCACGAUCCUACAUUUUGCGACAUUACAUGGGGCGCCGGUGGUACCACGGCGGAGCUGACCCUGGAAAUAGCGAGGAGGAUGCAGAAUAUGGUGUGUGUUGAGACGAUGAUGCACUUGACGUGUACCAAUAUGCCGGUGGAGAAGAUAGAUCACGCGUUAGAGACUAUAAAGAAAGAUGGGAUCCAAAAUGUUUUGGCGCUUCGAGGUGAUCCGCCACGUGGGCAGGAUAAGUUCGUUCAGAUCCAGGGUGGGUUCGCUUGUGCUCUCGACCUGGUUGAGCAUAUCCGCAAGUCGUAUGGUGACUACUUUGGCAUAGCUGUUGCUGGCUAUCCAGAGGCACAUCCUGAAGUCAUUGAAAGCAAUGGCUUGGCUACCCCAGAAGCAUAUGAAAAGGAUCUUGCUUACCUCAAGAGAAAGGUUGAUGCUGGAGCCGAUGUGAUUGUCACUCAACUUUUCUAUGAUGUUGAUAAUUUUCUCAAAUUUGUGAAUGAUUGUCGGCAAAUUGGAAUAACCUGUCCCAUUGUUCCCGGCAUUAUGCCCAUUAACAACUAUGGUGGCUUCAUUCGCAUGACUGGUUUCUGCAAAACUAAGAUCCCAUCUGAAAUCACUGCUGCUUUGGAGCCCAUCAAGGACAAUGAGGAAGCUGUUAGAGCCUAUGGAGUUCACCUUGGUACUGAAAUGUGCAAGAAAAUUAUGGCUAGUGGAAUCAAGACAUUGCAUCUUUACACACUCAACAUGGAAAAAUCUGCAUUGGCAAUAUUGACAAAUCUUGGUUUGAUUGAAGAGUCCAAAAUUUCGAGGCCACUACCAUGGAGGAGACCUACUAACCUUUUCCGUGUUAAAGAAGAUGUUAGACCUAUUUUCUGGGCCAAUCGUCCAAAGAGCUACAUAUCGAGGACUAUCGGUUGGGAACAAUACCCGCAUGGGCGUUGGGGCGAUUCUUCUAAUGCAUCAUAUGGAGCAUUGACUGACCAUCAGUUCAUGCGACCACGUGCCCGUGACAAGAAACUUCAGGAAGAGUGGGUAGUCCCUUUGAAAAAGUUCGAUGAUAUUUCUGAGAAAUUCAUGAAAUACUGCCUUGGGCAACUAAAAACUAGCCCAUGGUCCGAACUAGAUGCACUUCAGCCAGAGACAAAGAUCAUCGAUGAACAACUAGCUUCUAUAAACCUCAAGGGUUUCCUUACCAUCAACAGUCAACCGGCCAUUAAUGGAGAGAAAUCCAACUCUCCAUCUGUCGGAUGGGGCCCUGCGGGCGGGUACGUUUACCAAAAAGCAUACGUAGAGUUUUUCUGCUACGAAGAAAAGUUAAAGGCUCUCGUGGAGAAAUGCAAGGCGAACCCUUCACUCACGUUCUUGGCUGUGAACAAGGAAGGGAAUUUGCUUUCUAAUGUCGGGAAAAACGACGUGAAUGCCGUUACAUGGGGAGUGUUCCCAGCUAAAGAGAUCAUUCAACCAACCGUCGUUGAUCCUUCGAGCUUCUUGAUAUGGAAGGAUGAGGCCUUCGAAAUCUGGUCAAGAGGAUGGGCGCAAUUUUAUCCCGAGGAUGACUCUUCCCGAUCACUUCUCCAAGAGGUACAAAAGACUUCCUACUUGGUGAGCUUGGUCGAUAACGAUUACGUCAACGGCAACUUAUUCGCUGUUUUCAAGGGUUUCUAAUGAAUCUCGAGAGAGAAAAUGAUCGUGUUACAUUUUAUACUUCUAUAGUUUGACGUAUUUUUGUCUUCGUAACGUCCGUUGCAACCGAUUUAUUUAUUUCGAUUGAAGAACGAGCGGGUGUUUUACUUCGUAUAAUGUACAAGUAUUAAUGCAUUAUGUAUCAUCGUGUCAUUGCUUAUAAGGUAGUAAUCUCUAUUUGUAUGGUUGGAUUUUCAAUCUCUUGUGGAAAUGUCAUCAUGUUUUUGUGAA
Messenger RNA from Cynara cardunculus var. scolymus (artichoke), 2143 nucleotides. Its product is annotated as methylenetetrahydrofolate reductase 1-like. NCBI's taxonomy places the organism in Eukaryota, Viridiplantae, Streptophyta, Magnoliopsida, Asterales, Asteraceae. Gene Ontology annotation, molecular function: methylenetetrahydrofolate reductase [NAD(P)H] activity; FAD binding. The record is from RefSeq and is a predicted model, not a curated record. Gene Ontology annotation, biological process: tetrahydrofolate interconversion. Bases 101 to 1894 code for a protein of 597 amino acids. Gene Ontology annotation, cellular component: cytosol. The transcript has 11 exons.